This is a messenger RNA of Mercurialis annua (annual mercury), 2797 nucleotides long. RefSeq lists its product as uncharacterized. Bases 3 to 2741 code for a protein of 912 amino acids. The transcript has a single exon. Gene Ontology annotation, molecular function: DNA helicase activity. The record is from RefSeq and is a predicted model, not a curated record. NCBI's taxonomy places the organism in Eukaryota, Viridiplantae, Streptophyta, Magnoliopsida, Malpighiales, Euphorbiaceae. Gene Ontology annotation, biological process: DNA repair; telomere maintenance.
AUAUGAUGCAUGGACCAUGUGGGAAUGGAAAUGAGAAAUCUCCUUGUAUGGUCGAGGGUAAGUGCUCAAAGCAUUUUCCUAAAAAAUUUACUGAAGAAACAUCAAUUGACGAUGAAGGAUUCCCAGUAUAUAGAAGAAGGAAUAAUGGUGUUUUUGUAGAGAAAAUGGGAAUAAGGAUGGAUAACAGUUUUGUUGUGCCUUACAACAGGGAUUGCAUAGUGAAGUUUCAAGGUCAUAUAAAUGUAGAAUGGUGCAAUCGAUCGAGAUCAAUAAAAUACUUAUUUAAGUAUAUUAAUAAGGGACCUGAUCGAGCAAAAGCUUGCAUUCAAACGUCAACAGAAUCUCCAAGUACUUCAAAUCAAAAUAUGACUGAUCCUGAUGAGAUAAAGUCAUAUUUAGACUGCAGAUAUAUAUCUGCUGUUGAAGCAUGCUGGCGGAUAUUCCAAUUUGAUAUGUUCUACAGAGACCCGGCCGUUGAAAGAUUACCUUUUCAUUUAGAGAAUGAGCAAACUGUUAUUUUUAAUGAAAAUGAUUCAUUGCCUGAAGUUGCAGAGAGACCAAGUACUGUGAGGACAAAAUUAACAGAAUGGAUGAUAGCAAAUGCAAAUAAUGAAGAUGCUCGAGAGCUUACGUAUACUGAUUUCCCUACAAAAUGGGUAUGGAAUGACAAGAACAGGUCGUGGACUAGAAGAAAAUUAGGGAAUUGCAUUGGAAGAAUUUACUUUGCUCAUCCUUCAAGUGGAGAAAAAUAUUAUUUGAGGAUGCUAUUGAAUGUUGUUAAAGGCAGUAAAUCUUUUGCUAAUAUUCGUACUGUAAACAACGUUGUGCAUCCAACAUUCAAAUCGGCAUGCUAUGCACUUGGACUAUUAGAUGAUGAUCGAGAAUGGUUUGAUUGCCUAAAGGAAGCAUCUAACUGGGCUACUGGUGACCAGAUUCGAAGAUUAUUUGCCACAAUAUUAGCUCAUUGUGAAGUUUCUAAUCCAGGUGAGUUGUGGAAAUCAAACUGCGAGAUACUAGCAGAUGGGAUAUUACACCGAUUAAGAAGCAGACCACACUGUAUCAAUGUCCACUUUACUGAAGAAGAGGUUUACAACCAUGCAUUAAUAGAUAUUGAUCAAUAUUUGAAAGAACUCGGCAAAUCUGUAAGAGAUUAUGAUGAGAUACCAAUGCCAGAUACCUCUACAUUCAGAAAUAUAAGCAAUACCCUUUUGCUACAAGAGAUGAACUACGACAUACGCCAAGAGAUCGAAUUGAAUGAUCAAUAUCAAUCAGGAUUAAACACUGACCAACAAGCAAUUUAUGACGCGGUGAUAAAUUCUGUUAACGAGCAAAAAGGAAAACUUAUUUUUGUUUAUGGACAUGGUGGUACUGGAAAGACCUUCUUAUGGAGAGCAAUCAUACAUAAACUUCGAUCCGAGUCAAAAAUAGUUCUGCCGGUUGCUACAUCUGGAAUAGCGGCUCUACUACUUCCGGGUGGUAGGACAGCCCAUUCAAGGUUCCACAUCCCGUUGGAAAUUAAUUCUGAAUCAGUUUGUGAUAUAAAACAAGGGACUCAACUUGCACAUUUAAUCCAAAGUACAGACUUAAUUAUAUGGGACGAGGCACCGAUGACUCAUAAAUUUUGUUUUGAAGCAUUGGAUAGAAGCUUAAGGGACAUACUGAAAUUCAAAUAUCCCAAUGCCGAAAAUCAACCUUUUGGAGGAAUAACCGUUGUUUUAGGUGGGGACUUUAGACAAAUCUUGCCUGUGAUUCCUAAAGGAGGAAAGAAUGAUAUAAUCAAGGCAGCGAUUAACUCUUCAUAUUUGUGGGAGCACUUUAAAGUUUACAGGCUACAUAAAAAUAUGAGACUCAUGAGUACUCAUAUUGAAAACAAUUGCAAUAAUUCAGUGGCUGAAUUUGAUAAAUGGCUUUUACAAAUUGGGGAUGGAAACUUAUCCUCUGAUGAAGACGACGAUUUAAUCGAAUUACCAACUGAGCUUUUGGUAUGCGAAUACGAAGAUCCUAUCACUGCUAUUGUGAAUGCAACAUAUCCAAACUUACUUCAACGAUACUCAGAAGACGAGUACUUGCAAGAGAGAGCCAUUUUAGCGCCAAAGAAUGACACUGUAAAAGAAAUUAAUCAAGUUGUUAUGGAACAAUUGCUAGAAGAUGCAGUUAGUUAUUAUAGCUCUGAUUUCGUAUGCAAAGCUUCUUCAAAUAUCAAUGAUCAAGACAUCCUUUAUCCCACCGAAUUUCUUAAUACGUUGAAGUUUUCUGGUGUUCCAGAUCAUAAUUUGAAGUUGAAGGUAGGUGUCCCUGUAAUGUUGAUGAGAAAUAUUAAUCAAUCUGCAGGAUUAUGCAAUGGAACAAGAAUGGUUAUAACACACCUUGGAAAAUGGUUUGUGCAAGCAAGAGUAUUUACGGGCAAAAAUAAGGGAGACGGCGUAUUAAUACCGAGAAUCACAAUGACUGAAACAGAUUCUAGGUGGCCUUUCAAGAUGAAGAGAAGGCAGUUGCCAUUAUCUGUGUGUUUUGCUAUGACUAUAAACAAGAGUCAGGGACAAUCUUUCAAGCAAGUCGGACUGUUAUUGCAAAAUCAAGUGUUUGCACAUGGCCAGCUCUAUGUAGCUCUAUCUAGAGUGACAUCAAAAAAUGGUUUAAAGAUACUCAACGCUGAUGAAGAAACUGGUGGAAGCCAAUUAAUUCGAAAUGUAGUGUAUCAUGAAAUUUUUUCCUCUAUUGGUACUGUCAAUGAGAUGUAAUUUGUCUGAAAUUUUUAUUUCUUGAUUUAUUGAAUUCAAUUUCUAUUAUUGAUUUA